This is a messenger RNA of Nerophis ophidion (straightnose pipefish), 4976 nucleotides long. RefSeq names its product CMP-N-acetylneuraminate-beta-galactosamide-alpha-2,3-sialyltransferase 1-like. Lineage: Eukaryota; Metazoa; Chordata; Actinopteri; Syngnathiformes; Syngnathidae. The transcript is spliced from 7 exons. Gene Ontology annotation, molecular function: beta-galactoside (CMP) alpha-2,3-sialyltransferase activity. The record is from RefSeq and is a predicted model, not a curated record. The coding region runs from base 296 to 1246 and encodes 316 amino acids.
CCUCGGGCCAACACCUGUGGGAGGAGAGUGUUAUUGUUAGCAAGUAAUUAGCGUGGAAGUUGAGCCUGGCGGCGGUGGAUUUCUCACACCAGACUUUGGCGUGGAACCUCAAAUAUUACUUGUGUCAUCUCCUGGAGUUGGAAUUAGUCAUGUUGGUAGUUUGAAGGUCUUCAUUUGACGCCAUCUUUGUUGGACUUCUUUCCGCCAUCUUUGUUUUACUUCUUCCCGCCAUCGUCAUCUUCUUCAUCUUUACUUCUUUUUACUCCUCAUCUCUCGGCAGGCCCUCGUUGCCCAGAUGUUGUCCACAGUGAUGAAGACCUGGGGGCUGGUGACCCUACUGUGUCUGACGGCCCUGGCUGUGCUCUAUACGUCCAAAUGGAAUCUGCCGUCCUUGUAUUUGCGCAGGUCGCUUGAGUUGAAGUCAUGCGACUGCCAGAAAUGUUUGAGCGAGAGCGACCCGGGCGUUAAGGAUCUUUUGGACGCGGCGCCCAAGCCCUUCUUGUCCAAGGGGGACCCCAUUUUUGAGGAGGAUUUCAACUGGUGGAAGCACUUGCAGAGUGAAAAGAGACCCUUCAGUUUCUUCAAAGAAACGGUCAACAAACUCUUCACCAUCUUUCCAGCCGUGCCCGACGUGGAGGCGGCGUCGCCCGACCUCUGCAGGACGUGUGCAGUGGUGGGCAAUUCAGGCAACCUCAAAGGCUCGCACUACGGACCACUGGUUGAUUACCACAACAUCGUGAUCAGAAUGAACGGCGGGCGCACCAAAGACUACGAGGAGGACGUGGGCACCAAGACGACUCAUCACGUCAUGUAUCCUGAGAGUGCCAAGUAUUUGGACAACUCCACACAUCUGGUCUUCUUUCCAUUCAAGAUCAACGACCUCCUGUGGCUGCUCAAGACCUUCACUCCCAGAGAAGUUGGCAAGGAGAACCCAGAGAAGCGGGGCAACAAGGACUUGGUGAUGAUCCUCAACCCUGGCUUCAUGAAACACGUCCAUGAAACGUGGCUGCAUAAGACCGGCAGCUACCCGUCCUCUGGAUUCAUGACCUUGGUUCUCAGUAUGCAGAUGUGUGAUGAGGUGAGUGUUUUUGGGUUCGGCGCAGACCGAGAUGGAAACUGGAACCAUUAUUUUGAAAUCCUGAAGAACAAAAGGCUGAGAACUGGACCUCACGCUGGCACGCAGGAGUAUGAAGUGAUCCAACAGUUGGAGGGCAAGCAGACCAUUCGCCUCCUUAAAGGAUUUUAAUGUCAUGAAUAAUACACGAUACUCAGUGACUCAGGUGACAAAAUAUUUAUUCAUCUUUCAUUGUUGGAAGAAAUGCAACAUAUGCAAGGCACAGAUAGUUUUUUCCCUGCAGGCAAAGUGAUACAAAUAUUUAUAUAUUAUAUACCUCCAUUGCCUUUAAGAUGCCUUAAUGACCAAAACGGGGACUUUUAGUUUUUAUUAGAGAGUUAAAGUCAUUGUCAUUUAUUGACUAUGAUUAUUUUGCCUUAGAUGAAAAAAUGAAAUUAAUAUAUUUGAGUACUUAGGAAUGCGAGUAGACACUUUAUAAGUAGAAAAGGACAUUGAGUGUACUUGUAUGGUGGACAAAACAAGUACUUAUAACCCAAUGAUGUUACGAGGUUACAGAAAUGCUCAUAAAAAGAUAUAUUUUACUGACAAAAUUAUAGGAUUGUACACUUUAUCCCAUGCUUAUAUCUCAUUGUGCAACAUGUGAAUGUUAAAAAGGGAACUACAAACCCCGUUUCCAUAUGAGUUGGGAAAUUGUGUUAGAUGUAAAUAUAAACAGAAUACAAUGAUUUGCAAAUCCUUUUCAACCCAUAUUCAGUUGAAUAUGCUACAAAGACGACAUAUUUGAUGUUCAAACUCAUAAACUUAUUUUUUUUUUGCAAAUAAUAAUUAACUUAGAAUUUCAUAGCUGCAACACGUGCCAAAGUAGUUGGGAAAGGGCAAGUUCACCACUGUGUGACAUCACCUUUUCUUUUAACAACACUCAAUAAACGUUUGGGAACUGAGGAAACUAAUUGUUGAAGCUUUGGAAGUGGAAUUCUUUCCCAUUCUUGUUUUAUGUAGAGCUUCAGUCGUUCAACAGUCCGGGGUCUCCGCUGUCCUAUUUUACGCUUCAUAAUGCGCCACACAUUUUCCAUGGGAGACAGGUCUGAACUGCAGGCAGGCCAGGAAAGUAUCCGCACUCUUUUUUUGAAGCCACGCUGUUGUAACACAUGCUGAAUGUGGCUUGGCAUUGUCUUGCUGAAAUAAGCAGGGGCGUACAUGAAGAAGACGGCGCUUAGAUGGCAGCAUAUGUUGUUCCAAAAGCUGUAUGUACCUUUCAGCAAUAAUGGUGCCUUCACGGAUGUGUAAGUUACCCAUGCCUUGGGCACUAAUGCACCCCCAUACCAUCACACAUGCUGGCUUUUCAACUUUGCCUUGAUAACAGUCUGGAUGGUUCGCUUCCCCUUUGAUCCGGAUGACACGAUGUUGAAUAUUUCCAAAAACAAUUUGAAAUGUGGACUUGUCAGACCACAGAACACUUUUCCACUUUGCAUCAGUCCAUCUUAGAUGAUCUCGGGCCCAGAGAAGCCGGCGGCGUUUCUGGAUGUUGUUGAUAAAUGGCUUUUACUUUGCAUAGUAGAGCUUUAACUUGCACUUACAGAUGUAGCGACCAACUGUAUUUAUUGACAGUGGUUUUCUGAAGUGUUCCUGAGCCCAUGUGGUGAUAUCCUUUAGAGAUUGAUGUCGGUUUUUGAUACAGUGCCGUCUAAGGGAUGGAAGGUCACGGUCAUUCAAUGUUGGUUUCCGGCCAUGCCGCUUACGUGGAGUGAUUUCUCCAGAUUCUCUGAACCUUUUGAUGAUAUUAUGGAGCGUAGAUGUUGAAAUCCCUACAUUUCUUGCAAUUGCACUUAGAGAAAGGUUGUUCUUAAACUGUUUGACUAUUUGCUCACGCAGUUGUGGACAAAGGGGUGUACCUCGCCCCAUCCUUUCUUGUGAAAGACUGAGCAUUUUUUGGGAAGCUGUUUUUAUAGCCAAUCAUGGCACCCACCUGUUCCCAAUUAGCCUGCACACCUGUGGGAUGUUCCAAAUAAGUGUUUGAUGAGCAUUCCUCCACUUUAUCAGUAUUUAUUGCCACCUUUCCCAACUUCUUUGUCACGUGUUGCUGGCAUCAAAUUCUAAAGUUAAUGAUUAUUUGCACAAAAAAAAAUUUUUUUUAUCAGUUUGAACAUCAAAUAUGUUGUCUUUGUAGCAUAUUCAACUGAAUAUGGGUUGAAAAGGAUUUGCAAAUCAUUGUAUUCUGUUUAUAUUUACAUUUAACACAAUUUCCCAACUCCUAUGUGAUCUAAAAGGGGUACAAGUUAUUCCCAAAGUAGAACCCACACCGGACAUAUAAUUUUAAUACGUAGCUCAUAACAAGCUGAUAUUUUUAUUUUUAUUGUGAGUGCACCAAAUCACUUAAAAAAUUUGUGUCACGCCCUAAUAGCUAAAAUAAUUAGAAAAUAGUCUGAUGCUGUCAUUUAUUCUAAUAGGACAUUUAAGUUGUUAUGAUGUCAGGUUUGAGACAUGUGUGAUGCUGGUGUGGCUACAUGUGCUCCACUCAUGCUCGGGGACUUUUAGCACAUGACAAAUUACAAGAACGUUGCUCAAAGUACUACUUAGUGCAGGGGUGUCCAAACUUUUUCACACUCACAUUCACACACUAGGGCCAAUUUAGUGUUGCCAAUCAACCUAUCAAACAUCUUAAAGUCCCCAAUUGGAAAAACUGGCUCUCAUGGUUUGUUUUGUUGUCUUUUCUGUUGCAACUGUAUGGCAUUUUUUUAAAUGCCUCAGGACAACAUUUUUAUUAUCAUGUAACACAUUUUUAAAUUUUUGCAAAAUCCAUUUAAUGACCCGCAGAAAUGUAUAAUUGGCUAUUUUAUGGCCAAAGUGACAAUCACACAAAGCCAAACAUGGAACUAAUUGGUCAUCUUCUUACUCCACGAUUUAUUAGCCUUGCACAAAUUAAGUUUUGGUUUGCAUUGGGCUUGUAGUAGUAGUACUAUCAAAUCAAAAAGGGUACUAUACUCUGUUUGAAAAGUACAGGUGCCCAGGCAUGACAUCACCUCGUGACUUUGCUAGUUUUACGAGCAGAGGAGCAUGUCCGGCAGCACACGCACACAGAGUACUUACAUGCAGACACAGUGUGUAGACAGAAAAGGGAGAAUUGACGCAUUUUGGUGUGAAAAGUAAAGAUAAAGGUGAAGUUAUAACACUGAAACACCCUUCAGGAAGAUCUGCUUUAAGACAUGGUGAGCUAACUAGUAGCUAACAUCCAUCCUCAGUGUUUUAGCUACUUCUAAAUCACUAAUCCUGGCCUCCAUGGCGACAAAGUAAGUUUCUUACAAGUAUAUUAUCACUGGAGGAUGGGAGAUAGCUAAACAUGCUUCACUACACACCGUAUAGCUCACCGGAGUCACAAUGUAAACAAACGCCAUGGGUGGAUCUACACCUGACAUCCACUGUAAUGAUACCAAGUACAAGAGUGUAUCUAGUCGAUACUACUAUGAUUACAUCGACAAAAUCUUUUUAGUUUAAAAAUGUAUAUUAUGUUCAUAAACUCAGGAAAUACAUCCCUGGGGACAUGAGGACUUUGAAUACGAUCCUGUAACUACUUGGUAUCGCAUCGAUACCUAAAUGUGUGGUAUCAUCCAAAACUAAUGUCAAGUCUCAAAGAAGAGAAGAAUAAGUGAUUAUUACAUUGGAACAGAAGUGUAGAUAGAACAUGUUAAAAGAGAAAACAGGCAGAUAUUGAAAGUAAAUGAACAAGUAGAUGAAUAAUCCCUUUUUACAGUUUGUCCCUCAUAAUGUGUACAAAAUACUAGCUGUAUAAAUGACACAGUAUGUUACUGCAGUCUUUGUUUACUUACUACUAAAAGACAAGUUGUCUAGUAUGUUCAACAUUUUAUUUAAGGACUAAAUGACAAUAAUAAACAUGUUUCAUGCA